GGUUGCAGGAUGUUGUCGAUCGGUUUGCUGAUGACCAUGCUCGCGCUCGUCGUCGCCAAUCCUUUCCUCGAUGCCACGCAAGAGAUGUCCUGUUGUUCUUUGGCCGCCGGAUCGUGUCGCAGUGUCUGCUCCAAGAUCUCUUUGGUGGUGUUAGGAGCAGAAGCAGAGGCGAGGGAGAACGCGACACGACGCCUGUUGGAGUUUUGUUCCGUAGAGCUGACCGAAUUCUGGGCCUGCGUCAACUCGACUCUACACGAGGUAAAGAAAGAUGGAAACUGGACUGGUAGAGGUUGUUGUUACCUGGCGCAGAAUCCAAUAUGUCGAUCCAGCUGCGCUCUAGCAGGAUCUAGAAAGCAUCUGAACGAUACUUGUCGGCCAAGCGACGAGCUCGAGUUCUUCUCGUGUUUGGAGAAGCGAGAGGAAGCCGAACACUGCUGCAUCACCGUCUCCAACGACACAUGUAGAUCCAUAUGUCAAGACCUGUUUUAUAAACCCGGCAAAAUGUCUAAUUUAAAAUUGUACACUAGCAAAGGGUGUUUUCAUCAAGUUCCAAAGUGUUUAAAGAGCGUCGCCGAAGUGAAACACGCAGAGGAUCCCAAGCAACAUCUACAUUGUUGCAACGAAGCUAGUAGCCCAGGCUGUCUGGAAACGUGCAAAAGGAUCCUGCACACCGCGACCACCGAUCAAGAGAUCAUGGACGCUCUGACGGAGAAAUGCAAACCAGUUUUACCCCAGUCGCCGUUCUGGAGCUGUUUGCUAAAGUCUGGCUCGUCGAAACCGUCUCGUCUGCCGUUAGAUGCGGGUAAAUUGUCGUGCUGUACCAAAGCGAACAAGCCAUCGUGUCAGAACUUGUGUUGGAGAGCGUUUCAGUCUGACUGGGAGUCCGGCUGGCUUCAGCUGGACGCUGAAUGUCUGUCUUCCAGUUUGGAAGGAGAGCUGAGGAGGUGUCUCGAGGAUGCUGACGAUCCUUGCGAAAUCGGCUGUUCAGGACUAUCUUAUUGCGCUCGAUUCAACGACAGAUCAACGACACUAUUUAGGAGUUGUUCGACCGCUGCUGACGAAGCAGCCAAGUGGGAAGCCGACCACUGGUCCAGAGGUGGGAUCAUUCGAGGCCUGGGUGUUCCCGUUCGCGCUGCUGCCUCCUGUCCAGCGGAAACUUUGCGUGCAGCUGCCUGUCUGCUGCAACUGAGACCUUGCGAGACGAGAAUUCACGAGACCAGACUCUGUCGAGAAGAUUGUCUAGAAUUAAUGGCCAGUUGCGUUGAUUGGACCGCUAUCACGGAACCACCGUAUACCGCAGCUACGUUGUGCGGUAAGCUUUCACCGAGCAGUUCCGACGCUCCGUGCGUAUCGUUGAAACCGUUCAUUCUCGAGGAUACUCGAGACAACGAAUCCGUCCCAAAUCUCGAAGAGGACAUCGUGACUCCUUGCAAGAGUAAUCCUUGCGCUCAGGCAGAGAUUUGUCAGCCGCUUCGGUACGGUCAGUACGGACAGUACGGACAGCCGUACCGUUGUUUACCGGCUUGCUCUUUGGGAGAGAUGUCGAAACAGUUGGUACCGGUUGGAUCCUGGCUCCAGAUACCGCGGUUCGAUCAACAGGGCUGUCUUAGAAUCUGUCAGUGCACGUCGCACGGCCUCGACAAGUGUAGAACGUUGAAUUGCUUCAAGUUCAAUUCCUGCUGGGUGCACGAUCGAUACAUCGCGCAUAAAGCCAACUUUUAUCUCGAGUGCAAUCCUUGUCACUGUUUCGAGGGCGAAUUUACCUGUUCGAAGAAGAAUUGCGCAGAGAUUCGAGUUCCCUCGUUACCUUGCGAUUGUCCACCUCAUUACGUACCAGUCUGCGGACGGCUCGGCUUCACUUUCGCCUCUGCCUGUCUGGCCAAGUGCGCCGAGAUGUCAGCGAACGAGGUGGAGUUUGGUAGAUGUUCUUCUCGAGACCCUUGCGCGUCGAAUCCUUGCGACACCAGCGAAACAUGCGUCCGAAGGAAUAGGGUAUGCUUGUCCGGGCUUCACAAACCCUGCCGUCAAUACGAGUGCGUGCCCCUCGACUGUGAUCCUCGGGACGAGAGCACCGGUCCUGUUUGCGACAAGGAGAACCGUCAGCAUCCUUCCAUCUGCGCCAUGAUUCGUACCGGAGCUAGCCUAGGCUACAGGGGACCUUGCCUCGAGGGUUGUACACUCCGUGGUCCUGUUUGCGGUGCUAACGGCGAGAUUUACGCGACCGAGUGUGCUGCUUGGGCCGAGAGAACGGUCCUCGACUACUUUGGACCCUGUCUAGCCGUUGGAUUGAUCGGGGAUCGAGCCGAACCUCGCUGUGCCCAUCUCGUUCAGUGUCCUCGAUUGAUCGAACCUUACUGCGUCGGGGUUACACCGCCGGGUGCUUGCUGUCCAGUCUGUGGAGGUGCAGCCAAAUUGUUUUACUCCAAGAAACAGUUGGAAAGGAUAUAUUACAUGAUGGACGAAGAGGCGGACAAGGAUUCGGUCACGCUGGACGCUCUGCUGAAUGCUCUGGCGCGGCAAAUCCAAGUGGCGCAGUGUGCACUUCGUGGAAUGAUGACACCAGACCGAGAUGUAUUCAUCGUUAUACAGUCCACCUCCAACAGACCUUCGACACUCCAGCUACGGGCCUGUGUGACGGAGACUGAGAAACUAGUUACCAGAAUUUCCGAGAGAAGCCCUAAAAUCGCGGCCGAAGUGCCUUUAGGUGCUCUUACCAGAGCAGAAAUCGCUCAUAGUUAUAUAUCGAGUGCCAUUACGAGCGGAACAUGUUUUCCGCCAAUGUUUUUUGGGAUAGUUCUCCUUUAUAUUGUCAUUUCUUGAGAAAACAAAAAGAGAACCGAAAGGAAAAACAAAGAAUAUCACUGGUUGCGACAACUUAAAAUCGCAAUCACUGAUUUACCGCCUAUUUUAAAAGCUAAUGGCGUUAUCGUCCGCGAUAUCGUCGACUUCAUGACUGUGAUUCUUCUAGUGCCUACGUAAUACAUACAUACAUACAUAUAUAUAUAUAUAUAGAGAGAGAAGAAUAGUUCUUUUUAUCUUACCAAAGAAAACGGGAGUACGUGGAACGUGUGUGUGCGCGUGCGUGAUUUAAGGAUGAUUAUGUUGCAAAUUGUAAAUAAAAUCUUCCCAAUCUAAAGUUACCAAACGACAAACGAGGACUACGCGUAGAUUUGUAUUAGUCAAAGAUACUCCCUUAAAUGUUAAGCAAACUUGGUUAUUGUAUCGUUAAAUACAAAGUUUUUUCAUCUUU
This is a messenger RNA of Osmia bicornis bicornis, 3250 nucleotides long. RefSeq names its product reversion-inducing cysteine-rich protein with Kazal motifs (gene Reck). Bases 10 to 2820 code for a protein of 936 amino acids. Gene Ontology annotation, biological process: extracellular matrix organization. Gene Ontology annotation, cellular component: plasma membrane. Gene Ontology annotation, molecular function: metalloendopeptidase inhibitor activity; protein binding. The record is from RefSeq and is a predicted model, not a curated record. NCBI's taxonomy places the organism in Eukaryota, Metazoa, Arthropoda, Insecta, Hymenoptera, Megachilidae. The transcript has 8 exons.